This is a messenger RNA of Callorhinchus milii (elephant shark), 1337 nucleotides long. RefSeq names its product claudin-10. Bases 101 to 802 code for a protein of 233 amino acids. Gene Ontology annotation, cellular component: bicellular tight junction; plasma membrane. Gene Ontology annotation, molecular function: structural molecule activity. The transcript has 5 exons. The record is from RefSeq and is a predicted model, not a curated record. Gene Ontology annotation, biological process: cell adhesion; bicellular tight junction assembly. NCBI's taxonomy places the organism in Eukaryota, Metazoa, Chordata, Chondrichthyes, Chimaeriformes, Callorhinchidae.
GGGUGGGGGAUUACACAUCUUGUGCACAAACAGGAUCAGCGGAAUUUAGAGUCGAGUGGCUUUCAAUCACAAAAGGGGGAAGCUUUGAAAUCCCCUGAAGAUGGCCAAUAUGGGAUCUGAAAUCGUUGCCUUCAUCUUGGCGGUGUGCGGCUGGAUCCUGGUGUGCUCCACUCUGCCCACAGACUACUGGAAGGUGUCUUCCAUCGACGGGACAGUGAUCACUACAGCCACUUACUGGGCCAACCUCUGGAAAACCUGUGUGACAGAUUCCACUGGAGUCUCCAACUGUAAGGACUUCCCCUCCAUGCUGGCGCUGGACGCUUAUAUCCAGGUCUGCCGAGGUCUCAUGAUUGCUGCUGUUUGCCUGGGUUUUUUUGGUUCCAUAAUUGUACUGGUGGGGAUGAAGUGCACAAAAGUUGGAGGUACAGAAAGGACAAAUGGAAAAAUCACCUUUUGUGGGGGAAUAUCGUACAUCCUUUCUGGGCUGUCUUCUGUAAUUGCUUAUUCAUGGUAUGCAAAUCGAAUUACUGCAGAAUUCUUUGAUCCCUUGUAUAUAGAACAAAAAUAUGAAUUAGGAGCUGCCUUAUUUAUUGGCUGGGCUGGAUCUUCACUUUCUAUAUUAGGAGGAGCAAUAUUUUGUUUUUCUCUGUCAGAGCCUAAACAGCCUCCAAGGUUGGGUUAUGGAACUGCAGCAUCAGUCUUUUCUUCACGGACAAAGGCAUACAAGGAUGCAGGAGAUGUGAGGUCCGCAAAGAGCACAGCAAUCCCACCAAAACAAUUUGAUAAGAAUGUAUAUGUUUAAGAAAAUGAUCACACUCAAACCAUAUAUAUAUAUAGAUAAGACUGCUUUAAUCAAAUUCAGUUUAUUGACAAAUUUGCUUUUGUUCACAGGAUGUGAAUUUUUCAUUUAUUUUUUGCUGUAAUUCCCAAAUCAACGAUUACCUCUGACUCUUCCAUUUUCGCUAAUUAUCUUUUGUGCAGACCCUUAUCAAAUGCCUUCUAAAAGUCCAUAUGAACGACAUCCAUAGACACUCUCUUAUCUACCCUUUGUAGAUACGAGAGUGUUUAUGAAUGUUGUUUAUAUAGACUUUAUAUGGUCAUUUAUAUGGAUUUUGACUACUGUAUUGGCUAUGAUUAAUGAUUUUAGUGCUAAAUGAAAAACUAAUUUGUUUAAAUCUUUGGAGGAAUGUUGGCUGGUUAUUUGAGGAAUGCAAUUACCUAGUUAAAAGACAGGCAUUAAAUAUUUACCAGCUGCAUUGAAUAUCUAGCAUAGCAGACAAUUUGAAAUCAAUCAUGCUGUAACAGAUGUUCCAAAAUAAAUAAAAUUACUUUAAGAA